Lemur catta (Ring-tailed lemur) is the source of this 1655-nucleotide messenger RNA. RefSeq names its product sperm acrosome associated 9 (gene SPACA9). The record is from RefSeq and is a predicted model, not a curated record. NCBI's taxonomy places the organism in Eukaryota, Metazoa, Chordata, Mammalia, Primates, Lemuridae. Gene Ontology annotation, cellular component: ciliary base; acrosomal vesicle; sperm flagellum. The coding region runs from base 172 to 840 and encodes 222 amino acids. The transcript is spliced from 4 exons.
GCAACAAUCGGGCCGCGGCCCCGCCCGCCUCGCCGGUGCUGGAAAGGGCCUCCCCGCCCCUCCGGGGCCCCAGACACUCACGAGUCACCCCAGCUUCUGGGUCUCUGAGAAGCGGAGACGUUCUAGACAAGCGAGGAUCCCUUCUCUCCCGUGUGACCGUGGAGGAGGACGAUGAAUGAGGUGAAAGAAUCCCUUCGUGGCAUCGAGCAGAAGUACAAGCUGUUCCAGCAGCAGCAAUUCACCUUCAUUGCUGCUCUGGAGCACUGCAGGGAGAACGCCCACGACAAGAUCCGGCCCAUCUCUAGCAUCGAACAGGUGCAGAGCUACAUGGAACACUACUGCAACAACUCCACGGACCGGCGGAUUCUGCUCAUGUUCCUGGACAUCUGUUCGGAGCUGAACAAGCUCUGCCAGCACUGCGAGGCCCUGCACACUGGCACCCUGGUCACCAACAACCUCCUCGAGAAAGGCAAAACCCUUGUUAGCCAAAGCAACGACUUAAGCAGCCUUAGGGCAAAAUAUCCCCACGACGUGGUGAACCAUCUCAGCUGCGACGAGGCCAAGAACCACUACGGAGGCGUGGUCAGCCUCAUCCCCAUCAUCCUAGACUUAAUGAAAGAAUGGAUCGCCCACUCGGAGAAGCUGCCCCGCAAAGUGCUGCAGCCUGUGAGUGAGCCCCGGGCACACCAGGAAACCACUGGGAGAGCCACUCGUCCUGUCCAGACCACAGGCACCCAGCCUUGGUUCAGAGAACACAAGUAUAGGCAACUCACAAAAGACAGGGGCAAAGACAAAGGAUGUUCCAAACCUCCCUGGAGACCACCUGGUGGGAAACUGUAACUCAAAGCCAGGGAGCUGCUCUGUGGAGGGGUGCUUUGUUACGGAAUUUGCUUUCUACUGGUUGACCCAUUUGCUUUGGUGCCCAUAGUCCCUGUCACUUACUAAUCCCAAAAGAGAUCAGCCAAUACAUUACUGAGAAUCUCUCUCCCUCUCUUGCUUUAACUUCUAACUUUUCCGCCUCUAAGUGUCAGGCUCUGUGCUGAUGAAGAGGAUCUCCACUUACACGAGUUGCCCAAAGUGUGGUGUUGGUAGAGGGUGUCCCAGGAAGGCUGGUAACGAGGAAAGGCACUGAGCUGCACCCCCAGGUCCUCCCUGAGCCACACCCACCACAGUGCCAGGCCUGGCCACGCUGUGGGCCCCAGCUUUGCAGCGAGCUGUCAAGCUGGAGGAGACCACCUAGCUCCUUGCCCCCCCAACCAGCCACAACUGUAGGCAAGGCACGCGCUCUGUCUGCCAGACAGGAUGCUCCCGCCUCCAGGAUGAAGUGAGGGUCAGCAAAUCGAACUCCUCAGUGUCUUUAGUUCUCUGGACCAAAGCCAAAGGGGAAUGAACCCAUCUCUCCCACUCCUUCACUUGGGAGAGGGGGACCAUGCCAGAGGCUGGAAGAAUUCUGAUUUUAUGGCUCCUGUACAAGGACAAUGUCCUGGUUUUCACAUCAUAGUCAAUCCCCAAACAUUAUAAAAUGUGUCCCUGGCUUCUGAACUUGCCCAAAGUAAGUCUGACUGUUGGUUUUUCCCUUCACAGGGGACGACUUAGCUUCUGUAUUGUUGGUUCCUCAGGGGGAGACAGUCAAGAAUAAAAAGUGUUCUACCACC